AACAACGACAACCAUGUCGCUGAACAAGUCGCUACUGUUAGCCCUGUUGGGCCUCUUGGCCACAUUUGGAUUAAGUCAGGCGGAGCGAGUUCGCUACGACAACUAUCGCAUGUACAAGGCCAAUGCGGAGAAUGUCGACCAGCUAGCUGUGCUCAAGGAUCUGGAGGGAUCUAGUGACUCCAUCAUAUUCCUGGAUGGAGUUCACAUUGUUGGCGCUGAUGUGCAAAUGGUUGUUGCCCCACACAAGGUGCCUGAUCUGCUAGAGGUGCUGGGCAGGGCUGAGAUCAAGUAUGAGUUGAAGUCAAAGGAUUUCCAGAAGUCAAUGGAUGAGGUCGAGGAAAAAGUUGCCAUCAAGGGUCGCGCCGUUGAGGACUACAACUGGGCGCAGUACUAUGAACUGGAUGACACCUACACCUGGAUGAGAAACCUGGCCAUGAAGUACCCUCAAGUUGUCACCCUGAUUGAGGGCGGCAAGACCUAUCAGGGACGUUCAAUUCUGGGUGUGAAGAUCUCCAAGAGCCAGAGCGAGAAGCCCGGCAUCUUCCUCGAGGGUGGCAUUCACGCCCGCGAGUGGAUUGCUCCAGCUGCAGCCACCUAUAUAAUCAAUCAACUUCUGACCUCCAACGUGAACUCCAUCAAGGAGUUGGCCGAUAACUACAACUGGUACGUCUUUCCCCAUGCCAAUCCUGAUGGUUAUGUCUACACUCACACCAAGGAUCGCAUGUGGCGCAAGACUCGUACUCCUUAUGGCAGUUGUUUCGGCGCUGAUCCUAACCGCAACUGGGCCUUCCACUGGAACGAGGUGGGUGCCAGCAACAGCGCUUGCUCGGACACUUAUGCCGGUCCGUCGGCCUUCUCCGAGAUUGAGACCCGAUCGCUGUCCAACUACAUUGCCUCGCUGAAGGGCAAGAUCCAACUGUAUGUCUCCUUCCACGCCUACUCGCAGUAUCUCCUGUAUCCCUAUGGACACACCAAGAGUUUGCCCGACAACGUCAAGGACUUCAAGCAGGUAUUCAAUGCAGCCAUAUCGGCUAUCUCCAAGCGCUACAAUACCAAGUACACUGGUGGAAAUAUCUAUGAUGCCAUCUAUCCGGCAGCUGGCGCCAGUGUUGAUUGGGCCUAUGGCACUCAGGAUGUGCGCAUGUCCUUCUGCUACGAGCUGCGUCCCUCAUCUAACUCCUACAUUACAGGCUUCAAGCUGCCUGCUAACCAGAUCGUGCCCGCCAGCGAGGAGGUCUUGGACUCAAUUACCGCCAUGGUUGGCGAGGUCAAGAAAUUGGGCUAUUUCGAUUAGAGAUUUGAGAAAUAAACGACUCACAUUUUGGAGGCAUAGCCUUGCAUUAAA
Molecule: messenger RNA, 1345 nt
Organism: Drosophila grimshawi
Lineage: Eukaryota; Metazoa; Arthropoda; Insecta; Diptera; Drosophilidae
Product: zinc carboxypeptidase A 1
Exons: 1
Coding region: 14-1294 (426 amino acids)
Biological process (GO): proteolysis
Molecular function (GO): zinc ion binding; metallocarboxypeptidase activity
Source: RefSeq, a predicted model, not a curated record